AUGAGUUUCCACGCAAGUGCCGCAAACAUCCGCCUUGAGGACGACCACUUCCUCGUCGCCGAGCUGCAGAACGAAGACGGCGACUACGUCGAGGCCCGUUUUGACCUGGAUGAGAUCCUGGGAAAUUCCGAUGGGCAGUUUGAAUGGGAAGGGGCCGGGUUCAGCGGCAGUGCCUCGGACAUCAGCCUUGAGCUCGAGGGAGACGACAGCGUGCCUGUUCUGCGUGCGACAUUGAACAAUGCAGAGGACGAGCCGAUUGAGGCGAAUGUAAACCUGUCUGAGCGGCUUGGUAAUAACAAUGGGUCCUUUGACUUUUCUUGA
Messenger RNA from Aspergillus puulaauensis, 321 nucleotides. Its product is annotated as CVNH domain-containing protein. NCBI's taxonomy places the organism in Eukaryota, Fungi, Ascomycota, Eurotiomycetes, Eurotiales, Aspergillaceae. The record is from RefSeq and is a predicted model, not a curated record. The transcript is spliced from 2 exons. The coding region runs from base 1 to 321 and encodes 106 amino acids.